UUGAUCUCAGUCGGAGUGUGUCACUGCUCUGUAAUCUCAGCAUGGAGGAGAACUACAUCAGGCAUGUGGAGCUGCUGGGCUACGAGAAACGACUCUACCCGAGUCAGCACUAUGUUUACAUGCUGAUGUUGAAAUGGAGUGACCUCUCAGAAAAACUGAUCUACAGGACAUAUCCUGAGAUCCACACCUUCCAUAAGUCGCUGAAGGAGAUGUUUCCCAUUGAGGCUGGUCAGAUAGAAAAGAAAGACAGAAUUAUCCCUUCAUUACCAGCGCCACGGUGGGUGGAAAGUGACAAGUCAAGGGAAACCAAGAAGACCACCUUGGCAGAGUACUGUCUGUCUCUGAUCAGCCUGCCACCUCACAUCUCACGCUGUAAACACCUUACCAAUUUCUUCAAAGUCCGUCCUGAAGAUGAAAACCCACCAGCGCCAAACAUACUGAAAAGAAAUGAGACGUUUGUUGUGUCCAGAGAGCUGGCCAGAGGGAAUGCAUCUGAGAUUUCUGGCCCGAUCAUCAUGGACACAUACAGGGUGGUGGCAGACUUCACCAAAACAUCCAAACAUGAGAUCAGUCUGUGCACUGGUGACCUGGUGGAGAUUGUGGAGAAAAAUCAGAACGGCUGGUGGUUCUGCCAGUUUGAGUCUAAAAACGGGUGGAUCCCAGCAUCCUACCUGGAGCCUCUGGACGGACCGGAGGAGGCCGAGGAGGGUCAGCCAGACUACGAAGGAGAGCUUUACAUUACCAACAGAGCCUACAAGGCGGAGCAGGAGGAUGAAAUUACUCUGGAGAUGGGGGAGUCCGUUGAGGUCAUCCACAAGCUGUUGGACGGCUGGUGGGUCGUAAGAAAAGGUGACGAGACGGGUCAUUUCCCCUCAAUGUUCCUGCAGAAGGCUGGCAAGAAGGCAACACUAGAGAGGAUUAACCCACUGGUGCAGAAAGUACCACCUCGCAGGUCCACCAUCCGAAAUGCCAAGAGCAUCCACAGCAGGCCUCGUCAGAAGAUCAGCCAGGAAGCGUACCGCAGGAACAGUCGCCGCUACCUCCAGCAGAAGAGUGGCCGCCGUUUGGAGCCCAAGCAGAACUCCAAGACGAUGGCAAAGUCACCACUGAGCGAGAGGAAGAACCAAGACAACAUUCCUGAAGAAUCCAGUUCCAGUUCAGAGAGUGAAAUGAAGAAGAAGGCUCCGCUGGUCCCUCCUCGGCCCAGCCCGGAGCUCAUCCUGGAGCGCUGCACCAAUAAAACCCGCAAGAGAGUCAGCAUCACUCCAGCCGAGCCUGACUCCAACACCACGGAAAACAAGGAUAAAAAUGAGUUUUAGGGAAACAAAUGGUUGUUUCUGAUGCAAA
Molecule: messenger RNA, 1347 nt
Organism: Sphaeramia orbicularis (orbiculate cardinalfish)
Lineage: Eukaryota; Metazoa; Chordata; Actinopteri; Kurtiformes; Apogonidae
Gene: ncf1
Product: neutrophil cytosolic factor 1
Exons: 11
Coding region: 42-1319 (425 amino acids)
Biological process (GO): superoxide anion generation; respiratory burst
Cellular component (GO): cytoplasm; NADPH oxidase complex
Molecular function (GO): phosphatidylinositol binding; superoxide-generating NADPH oxidase activator activity; protein binding
Source: RefSeq, a predicted model, not a curated record